AUGUAUCGAGUGCGCAACCGAUGGUGGCAAUGGGUGGCGGUGUUAUGCGUUUUACUGCCACCGCUACUUCAACAAGUUCCACAGCAAACUCAUACUCAAACCGGCACUAUCAAAAAGAAUAUAGGAAAUCCGGAGGCUGGGACGUUAUUUACUGGGACAGGCACUAAUCUGUAUUAUGGAGUGAAUUUGGUUCCAUUCGGUCCAGAAGUUGGUGAUCAAGAAGUGAUUCCGGGAAUGUUGACCUCAGGUCAAACUAUCGAUCUUCAUAUGUAUUUUCCAUUCUAUGGAGGACUAUACAACUAUACGACGAUAUCGGUAAAUGGUUACAUUGGCUUUGCUACCGUACUAGAUCAGGGACCAACGAUUAACAUUGGUCCCGAGAUGACCGAUUGGCCAAAACAUCAGGAUCCGGCGAUGAUCGCUCCAUACCUAUGUAAACAACAGAUUCCACAAGAGAUGAAUCCCGGUAUGCGAUCUGGUGUGUUUUUUCGUCUAAUGAUGAGACAAUCAUUGUUUGGUAGAGGUACAAAUAGUAACAUGAACCUUGGCGGUUCGUAUCAGAGCAGCUUCUUCGGACAGUCAGCAUCGAUGGCUUGUCAAGGAACUUCAGGAAGUUAUGUUCGAUGCGAUCAGAAUAGCGACUAUUUCCUGGAUGAAAUGAUGCGAUGGUUACAAGAAGGUGUUGCUGGUGCGGCUGCUUUUCGUGCUGAUGCAGCUCUGGUUGUCACCUGGUACAAUACGGCGUCAGCGAUUUCCGGAAGAAGUGACAUGGACGCUGGACAGUUGGCCACUUAUCAACUCGUUUGGCUUACUGAUGAGACUGCGCGACUCAGCUAUGUGAUUCUGAACUACGACAAACUUGGUUUCGAUGCCGCCGACUUCCGUGCGAAUUCGAGAAGUGGACGGUGUCAGGCUGUAUUCAACGGCGGUAACCAUACAGGUAUUGUACCUGUCGAUCCAACCCAACCGUUUAAAAACUCACCAAAGGUGUUGUCACAACGCUCUGGUGUACCGCACAUGGUUCGAGGACGUUACAUGUUUCGAGUAGACGAUGUAGUUCGGCCGGGUGGAUGUAGUAAUAAAACUGGCGGAACAUAUCCGAUGUUGAUUUACCCAAAUAUUGUCAACAUGAUGGGUGAGAUGGCAGUUGAUGUGAAUGCGAUAUGCCUGGAUAGAACACAGACCUACAUGUUGAUGAUCGAACAACGACAGACAGCUACGUGUACAGUACUGAAUCCAGCAAUUGCUCGAUGUCAUUUGCCUAAAAUCUACGACUGGGGGACGAAAACCGUCUACUUUCAACCACAAGGUGGUGGUGGCAACGAUGAAAAAGCUUUCGUUGGCUACAUUUAUUUCGUCCCCCCGACGUUGGAUCCGAUGCGUUUGGAUAUUGGAAACAUUUACGAUUGGUUCAAAAAUCCUAUACCAUACCAAGUGAUGCCAUUGGUGUGGUAUCCGAGGAAUUUCACUAAUCCGGACAUAACUUUUCAUAUGGAAUCGUUAAGACUUGGCGAUGAUAGCAUGUAUAGUGUGCAGCUUGGUCUUUAUGUUAUCGGAUAUCGAGAAUUCAAAGACGACGAGAUUAAAAAAUUCCGACCAGAACAUCGAAUAUUGUGCCGACUUGCCACUUAUUCCAACCGUAACACCUAUGAAUAUCGUUGGAAACCUCAGGAGGAAAGAAUCAACAUACACCAGGUUGAACAUUGGUACUUGAACGACUGGCAACGAAUGAACGAGCUGUACAACUACCGAUUUGGAUAUUUGAAACUCGCGCCGAUAAGACCGAAUCAGAAUGAGAAUCCACAAACUCUGCUUUCCGGUCUUGUUUCGGCACCGAUUUCCCUCCAUUGGCUGUGGACGACGAAUAACCCGGAAUUUUCAACCACCACCUAUUCACAAAGUGACGAAAAUGCCAGGGUGGAAUUCGUGAAGAAGAAGUCCCUAGAGAUGUGUCAUGAUUGGUACAACGAAGACGGUGCUCAGUGGAAUUUUAUCCGGGACACCGAGACGAACUCAUCGUGUCCGUGCAUCGAGAAGCAGGCGAUGGCCGACCUGGGACGAUUCAUGCCGCAUCCCAGAUGCUCACAGGCGUUUCGAGAUAUUACGUGCACGGUAGCGAUUGGAGCACGAAAUUGUUACAUGUCGGCACAGAAUAUUUACGGUUCAUAUGCAGGAUCGGGAAGAGGGUUCCAGAGUGAGAAUACAGCGCGUUUUCCUACCCAUUACGGUCAAGUUUGUUGUUAUGAUGACACCGGCCAUCUGAUGCAAACAAGUUACCAGCCAGUGAUUAAAGUCACCCCAGAAGUACCGUAUAACCCGGGAUUCCCUAUGAGAGCCUACGAAUUUGGAACGGCGCCUUAUAUGGGACAAUAUGAGGUUCCCGGUUUAUCAGCGUUUCACAACGACUACAUGCCAUACUUCCUAUGCUGUAAAUUCGCCGACUUUCGUUGUCAAAUGUUUUACUGGAGACGACCAUCAAGUGGUUGUCAAGAAUACCAACCACCUGCAUACGGUGAAGGAAUGGGAGCAGGAACAUUCAACACCAUCGACAACGACAAGUUUAUCUUCAAUGAGCCUGGCGUAUAUAAUGUGCUCUACAUUCCACCCACUGCUACCACACCUGAAAUAAAAAUACAACUACGACUAGAACGUUAUCCGGAUAGGCGUGUAGAUUUCAGUCUUCUUGGACGAGGAAUGGCUCAACAGGAUCUCGUACAACCGACCAACGUCACUGUCAUCACAGGUGUCGCUCUUGAAGCUUCCGGUACCGAUCGAGUUCAUGUCGUCGUCAGAAAGGAUACGCGACGUUUCCGUUACAGAACCAGUAUCAUUGUCGGAAAUAUUCUGCGAUACUUUGAUACGAUGAGACUUCAGCGAUUUAAAGGAGUGUUAAUAUAUGUGAACAAUGUCGAACGAGGACAACCCGAAAUAUAUGUGGUCCUAGAAGAAGCUCAGAUUGGCAUUAGAGUCCGAGAAUCCUAUGCUAUCGACGUCGAUCGAUAUUCAAACUACCAGGAAAGCAUGGGAAUGCUGAACAUUGCGCUAAGUGUCCCGCCACAAUACGGAGUGCGUCCAGACGGUGAUAAAACUCGUGAGGUCGAAUUACGACAACGAUAUAACCUUCCACGGGUGGCUGGCUUGAUGAGACCGUUUCCCGACCAGUCAUCAGCGAGUUUUAUGCACACUCUUACCAUAAACGAUGUGAACUCCGAGACCUACAGGCAACAGAUCAUCAACAACUAUCGAGUCCAGGGUUCUGGUGAGCCAGGAUCGGAGCAGGCUCUAGCAGUGCCUAUUCAAGGUGGUAUGCCUACUGAGAAUAUGUUCACCACUAGUAAGGACGAAGAUAAGAUGUUUGAAGUUUUUCCGGAAGCCUCAAUGAAAAGUGGUCCUAUCUACAAGACUUCGGCUAAAUAUGAAGCCGGACGAUACAGCUUUCGUGAUAUCACUGGUCAAGCACUCAUGCAACUUCUACAGACCUGCCGCGAUUUACAACAACAGAAUAUCAUAAAUCUUCAGCCACUACAAUCGCAAAUAACAGAGUCCUACGGACGAACUCAAUGCCCGGAUAAUCCAGCUGCUAUUAUCUCUGAAUGUGGUGACUCAAUUCCAUGUCUCUACGACUACACCACUUUAAAUUCUAAGGUAUUGGGUCAGAAGAUUAAAGAAGAAUGGAACGUUUUUAAUGCCGAAAGACAAGAUGCUUCAAGAUUUUAUAACAGUUGUGGUCCGAUCAAUAUCGAAUAUCCGGAAUACUUGACAAAGACGUCAGCGAUGUACUCAGCUUAUAUGCAGGGUGAUGUGGCUCGAUUUGAAUGCGUUCAAUCACAUUGGGUUAAAGGCGUCAACGAGUACAAAUGUGGUAUUGUUGUCGACUACAAUCGCCCGAAUGAGUAUCGUUUCGAAUGGAAUAAAGGAGAACAACCGUGGUGUCGAUCACGUGAGAAGGAAAAUUUUCUGAUUUGGCUCAGUGCAAUACUUGGAACCAUUGCUGCAAUAAUGGCCAUAAUUUUCAUUUUCCUCUGUUGUUGGUGCGUAAAACAACAGAAACGUGAGGAAAAACGAAGCUACGGCUCUGGCAAUAGUCGAUCGACGUCGUUUAGCCGUCAAAAGUACCCACGUUCGGUACGUCGAAAAAUGCUAUGA
This is a messenger RNA of Angiostrongylus costaricensis, 4146 nucleotides long. NCBI's taxonomy places the organism in Eukaryota, Metazoa, Nematoda, Chromadorea, Rhabditida, Metastrongylidae. The record is from the annotation of a GenBank genome assembly.